ACAACGGGUGGCACUGGUAAAGCCCCACAGGAUAACACACCCGAUGCGCGCCAAGCUCGCCGUGCCGGUCCCCUCGCCGGCGCCGCCGCGGCCGCCCUCCGUCACGUUCCGCUGCCUCCGCCCCAGAACACCACCCACCCGUGCGCCCGCCACACCCGCGCGCGCCCUUGGGAACGGCGGCGGCGGCGGCGGUGGCGGUAGCCCCCUGGGACGCGCAUGGCCGGGCGUCGCCGCCGCGCUCUUCGGCGCCGGGUUCGUCCUCGGCCCGCUCCUCGACGGCAUCCACUCCCGCGUCGGCCUCCAGCUCUACCACAACGGCGCCGUCGAUGUCGGCCCCCUCCACACGCACAUCCUGGUGCCGCCGCUGCUCGGAGCGUUCUACUCCACCGUCGGGAUGCUCCAGCUGUUCUUGGACGAGAGGGUGUCGCCGCCGGCGGCGGCGGCGGGCGGAUCGAAGGCCACCGGGAGCCCGCAGAAGACGGCGGCGUCGCUAGUGUUCGUCCAUGUCCAUGCUGUUCCUGGCGGUGUUCAUCGAGGCGAGCGCGGAGAUGUACAGGGCGGGGGUGCCCAGCAACGUGGAGGCGUACGUGCUGUUCGCCGGCGCCGAGCUCGCGUGGCUGCUCCUCGACGGCACCUGGCUGGGCUUCGCCGUCGCGUGCCUCGUCGGCACCGCCUGCCCCCUCGCCGAGAUCCCACUGAUCAAGUUGUUCGACUGCUGGAGCUACCCCAACGCCGACGUCCAGCUUCUUGGCGAGGGGAUCGUGAGCUGGACGACGACGUGCUACUUCGUGUACACGCCGUUCUUGGCGAACCUGGCGAGAUGGGUCAAGGCGGAGCUGGCGGUGGACGACGCAGCUCGGUGACGGUGAAAGCGAGCAAGAUCACACCACCAGCCAUGGUGUCCAACUGAUGUGUUCAUUCUCUGCUCGGAUCAGCCGCUGCCCACACUGGACAACACGCACCUGCAGGACUGAGACAAUUGCAGUGGAAAUCACGCAGAUCAAUGUAGAGAGAGAUAGUUGCUGAAUCUCUUGGGGAUCUGAACAUUUGACCUGAAGCUAAGGUGGGAUUAAGUUUCAUGGCCCAGAAUUGAUCUCUCUCAAGUCUCAAGUAAUCGACGUUCCCCAUCCGUACUUCUCGAUUUAACUCUGUCCUAAAUCAAAUACUUUUAACUUUACCAUCAAUUUAUAAAAAGUGAUAUAGUUUGACA
This is a messenger RNA of Oryza sativa Japonica Group (Japanese rice), 1210 nucleotides long. NCBI's taxonomy places the organism in Eukaryota, Viridiplantae, Streptophyta, Magnoliopsida, Poales, Poaceae. The record is from RefSeq and is a predicted model, not a curated record.